Molecule: messenger RNA, 185 nt
Organism: Cetraspora pellucida
Lineage: Eukaryota; Fungi; Glomeromycota; Glomeromycetes; Diversisporales; Gigasporaceae
Source: the annotation of a GenBank genome assembly
AUCCAAAAUUCUUGCUAGUGACAAUGCCAGCGGGUAGACCACGUAAAAACAUAGGUCUAUGUACAAUAUGUGGCGAACAUGGUCUUAAAGAAAGGUUUCGCAUAUUAACACCAAGUCUUUUGUCCAAAGCUAUGCAAAGCCCAGCUGCUCUAAAUUUGAAGGUUGAGCUUAAUUUAAACGAUUAA